UUACUGUUCUGGAGGCAAUAACAGGCCCCCCAGGAAAGGAGACAGCUGCCUGGAUGAAAGUAAAGAAAGCGCUGCAGCGUAUAGAUGAAGGAGUGGUGCCCUACAAGGUGUAUGAGCAGCUCAAUGCGCAGUUCGCGCAGUAUGCAGAGCUAAUAGAGAAAACUAUUCUAGCUAACAUCUCUGCAGUUAGCCUAAGAGCUGUUGCUCUUGUUGUCUGCGGCCUUUGGGCAAAGGAAGGAGAUGACUUCUUAGACCUUUCAAGCCCUACGCCUAACCCCAGAGUACACUUGCUUCUCAGACUCCUCCUAGGCACACAGGGAGUUGCAGAAGAAGCAACGAAGAUGGUUUUGAAUGCAUUAGGCAAACACCCAAACGUUAAACUAUACGUCGGCAGUGUUACACUUAUUGCAUAUCUUAAACCAGACGGCUCUGUCUCUCCUGUCUUCGCUAACCCAAAGGGCUUAGAUUCCCCUACUCUGUCUCCUUCUUCUUUAAAAAGUGUAUUUAUAAGGAUUGGCGCACGCAAUGCUGACCCCUUAGCCCCUAUUAAAGCAGCAGCAAGCUUGAUGCAGCCUAUACACCUCGCUAAAACUCAAGACUCUAAUCUUAAGAAUGGUAUAGCAGCCGGGGAGGUUCUCUUAUCUCGUUUUGCUGCUGAGUUCCACUGCGACAGCGUUGCUAUCAGACAUCAUGGCAGCUCCAACAUAGAAGUUGAGCUACGCUGUGCCUUCUCUCAAGACAUGUUUGCUCUGCAGCGUAUCCUUAAUGCAGCAGCAUCUCACAGCGUAAUGCGCAGGAUUAAAAGGAUUGUUAAAGUAGCUGGACGCUCACUCAAAAGAUUGCUGAGGCGCAGCCAUAGUGGCGAACCCAUCGCCGGAUUGUCUGUGGAGGAGUUGGCGCUGACUAGAGCAAGUGUGACUGUGCGUGGGCAGCGUUUUGAUGACUGGCCGUUGAUAGUGGAGUCAAGAACAGGUGUCUCCGCGCGUGAUUUGGGGCUUCUGACUAGGCAUGAUUACCCUGCUGCUGCUGUCUCCUCUGCAGUAGAUUUAUAUGCUUUAAAAGAUGUUGGGGAGACAGUUGCAGUAGCUACGGACUUUGAUGAUACAUGCGUGGCGAGCGGAGGCUGGAGGAUCAAAGGGACAGGAGCCUACUUAGGCGGCGUAGAUUCUACUUAUCCUCGAGGCACUUCUUAUCCUGGCUUUGGAGGUUUAUUAUAUUUACUGUCUCAGGGGAGACAUACCAGCGGCACCGGCAGCAGCAGCAGCAGCAGCAGGAGAAAGAGACCCCCGCUGCCUCCGCUGCUGCCAGUUGUCUUGGCUUCUGCUCGUCCUUCCCUACCUAUUCUAUUCAGGCCUAGGAGUCUCUAUAGGCAUAUUGCUGCUAGUUUUACGCAAGAAGCAUUUCUAUUAGGAGCAGACAAGCCUAAAGGGAUCCCGCGAGUUAAAUACGAAAAUAAAAUGAAUCUCCUUUAUGCUGUUUUAACUGGUGGGUCUUAUCUUUAUUUAUAG
This is a messenger RNA of Eimeria acervulina, 1508 nucleotides long. RefSeq lists its product as hypothetical. NCBI's taxonomy places the organism in Eukaryota, Apicomplexa, Conoidasida, Eucoccidiorida, Eimeriidae. The transcript has 8 exons. The annotation marks the transcript as partial. The record is from RefSeq and is a predicted model, not a curated record.